Molecule: messenger RNA, 1479 nt
Organism: Dissoconium aciculare CBS 342.82
Lineage: Eukaryota; Fungi; Ascomycota; Dothideomycetes; Mycosphaerellales; Dissoconiaceae
Exons: 2
Biological process (GO): protein localization to plasma membrane
Cellular component (GO): plasma membrane
Source: RefSeq, a predicted model, not a curated record
AUGCCCAACACUCACCUUCCUGGUCAUCUCGACAGUGCGCGACAAAAGCUGCGACCGAAACACCAACUGCUGGUGCUGAAAUGCUACCCACGACUCCCUAAGAACUCAGCCGCCGAUGUCGUUCCCAAUGGCUCCGAACUUUCCUACCUCCUCUUCUACGCUUCCACGCGCCGCACCAAAUUGCAGAAACUCGGCGCAUUCCUCGAACAAAAGACUGCCGCCGAUGUCUGGAGGUACCAGAGCGCGCGCGUGCUUGUUACCUUGCAGAUCCUCAAUGCGCUGUUGGAACACAAGGUCAUCAGCAAGGCCAAAGGGUUCUCUCUGAUCGCACCAUCGGUUCUUCGCAUCAUCCGCGAGAUCAUCACCAGCACCAAUGACAUCAGCCUCAUUGAAGCUUCAGUCGGCACCUGGGACGCCGUUUGCCAACACCAAGACCAUGCUACUCUCGCUGCUGACGUUUCCUAUCGUACCCUCUUCGAAGAAAAUGUCGCGCUCUACGCAUCCCUCGCCAAGAACAGUACCAAGAAACUUGGCAAAUCGACACAACCUGUGGCACGUCAUGACGCGACACGACUAAGGAAGGCUGGCGUAACAGCGAUCAAAUGCCUGUUCCAACCGGUUGAGCCAGGCACAUGGUGGACCGCUCAUCUUGAUGCGACCUUGCCCGCUGUCAUCAGCAACCUGCGCCACGAUGAGGCGACAUACCUCGAGCACAUCCAAAGCUUGAGUGACAAAAGCGAGGAUGAUGAUAAAGUCAAGUCGUUGACACGCAGAAUGAGCGUCGCUGCUUCAAGGACCUUCUCUGGACUACAGGAGGCUGCGGAAUCGGAUCCAAGAGCGGCUGAAGGCACUGCGCAAGAUGCGGAUAAUCUGGAAGAAGAGGAGGUGGGAGUCCUCGCGAUCAGCUGCCUGCGCGCCAUUUUCCAGACUCAGAAUCGGGCACAAACACGCGGCGCGGCCAUGGUAUUCUUGAAAUAUGUCUCAGAUGAACAGGAACGCCUUUCUCCGCGACCAGCGACGGAAGAGCUGGUAGGCCUGCCAUUCACUGAAUGGGCGACGACGAUUUUCCGGAUGAUCACUUCUUGGACGCCCGUGCAAGAACGAUUUAUCCUUCUGAUUACAGCCGUUGAAACACUGCGACAAUCGCCUUUGCAAAACACCGAUCUCCGAGCGAAUCUCCUUUUCGCUGAUCUCAUCGAUGCAGUACUUCGGUCACAGCUAAAUCUUAUUGGUUUGUCGGUCAUGGAUGUUCUCCUCGGUUUGCUAGACCAACUUGGUCGCCUCGCCGCAAUCAGCACUUCCUCCACCGAGCAUGCUCCGAUCGCAUCGUCGCUCCUUAAGCAGCGCCUACAGAGUUGCAUCGCUGAUCUUGCCACCCACGUCUACUAUUCGGAUCAAAUCACCGAUAUGAUCUCUACCAUCAUUGCACGAAUCAAACCCGAUGCGAUCCCAUCUGGCCAGACGAGUCCUCCUUCCGAG